AUGAAUCGUUUACGAGAGGCCGAUCGAUGUUUGAAAGAGUUAUUGAAGUCGGAUUUGGAAGGAAUGCAAACGAAAGAGCGAAUUGAAGCAGUUGCUGACGAUGUGAUGCGGCUUUUGUCUCUUCUUAGAACUCCAUCUUCACCACCAUUAACCCCGGCAUUGUCGCCAAAAUCGACAUUAUCUAGCGGCUCGAAAUCUUUCAUGCAAAGUGCCAUUUCUCUUCAGAAUCUCUAUCUUCUUUCACCAACAAGCUCAGCUCAAUAUCUAGAUGACAACGACGAGAUCGAGCGAAUUCACAUCUCGGCUCACUAUGCUUUUAACGCGGAAAUCUAUGCUCGUUGCGUGAAAAUCGUUGAAGAAGCGGCAAAGAGGAAUCUCCUUGAUAUUGAAUUGACUUUUUUGGCUCAUUGCUCCUAUGAAAGAAUGGUUGAAAAUGCGGAAAAUUUGAAGGACGCAAAGAAAUUUGCGAGUUUUUGGCUUGAGUUUUUGGAGCUGAAUCGUGAUUAUUUCAAGGAGAAUUUUGACGAACAUGUGCAAUAUUUUGAAUGUUUGGUGUUUGCUUUGGAGAAAAGGUAUGAGAUCGAUGAAAGUUGUCGAGAAGAUACCGGAAAACAAUUGCUUGCAACGCUGACCAAUUUAAAUCAAAAUUCUAAUAUUAAACCCCUUCUAAUGGAUAUUUCGUAUUGGAAUCAACUUCGCAAAUGGACUGAAGAACUGAAGCCUUUAUUAGAAGACACCAAAGAAUGGAAUAAUGCUAAUGCGGAGCUGGCUUGUUCACCGGAAAUGGAGAUUCUUUAUGUUUUGGAGGAGAAUAAACGACAGCAAAAGGAACCACCGAAACUCGCCAAAUUCCCAUCGAUCUCUUCGGACUACAUCGAAGAGAUCAUUCAUCUU
Messenger RNA from Mesorhabditis belari, 894 nucleotides. Lineage: Eukaryota; Metazoa; Nematoda; Chromadorea; Rhabditida; Rhabditidae. The record is from the annotation of a GenBank genome assembly.